AUGGUGCCCUUUAUUGCUGUAGCCGUGAUGCUCCUUGCUCCAGCUUUGGUUUCUAGUCAAUCUUCAAAGAUUGAGUGGUUUCCUGAAGAGAUGUACAAUCCUCAGAUGGAGCCUAGAAGAUGUGGCCUGAAUUCUGAUGAAGCCUCGUACAUAUGUGACCCCAAUGGUUUAACUGGAGAGCAUAUUCACAGCAUUAACUGGAUCCUAAGGGAUGCAGCCUACAACAGCACCAGAUGUCCCUGCAGCAAUUACUACUGCGAGACAUACCCCAGACCUUUGGGAUAUCACAUUGGGGUGGCUUUAGUGAAGAAAAUGAAGAUUCAGACCAACUUGGGUGGCAGAAGGAACUCUCUGGAAGAUCAAGGCCAGUUGUUCGCUAACACGCUGAAGGAUAAAUGGAAGAUGGGUCGCUGUGAAGAGAAUAUCAUCAUCUUUUACUCAUAUGAUGAUAGAGUGCUGGCUAUUUACGGAGGUAGGACAGCAAUGGCCAAGUUGACACCAUAUUACAGAAGUUUGCUGUCAUAUCGGGUUGGUUCACGGUUCAGUGAAGGCCAUAUCGUUGAGGCUAUUAACAACCUACUGUAUGAUCUCAAGACGGUGCUGAAUUGUGACAGCCAGUUUCAAGAUUGUGGCUUGCUGGAGAUGAGAAGUGGAGUCUCCACUGUUGGUUUUUCUACAUCCAUCACAGUUAUGGCAAUACUGUUGACAGUGUUUCAUCUCUUCUCCAUUUAA
Messenger RNA from Candidula unifasciata, 732 nucleotides. The record is from the annotation of a GenBank genome assembly. NCBI's taxonomy places the organism in Eukaryota, Metazoa, Mollusca, Gastropoda, Stylommatophora, Geomitridae.